This is a messenger RNA of Eremothecium sinecaudum, 1374 nucleotides long. It is a transcript of the gene BFR1, whose product is annotated as Bfr1p. The transcript has a single exon. Lineage: Eukaryota; Fungi; Ascomycota; Saccharomycetes; Saccharomycetales; Saccharomycetaceae. The coding region runs from base 1 to 1374 and encodes 457 amino acids. Gene Ontology annotation, cellular component: endoplasmic reticulum; nuclear outer membrane-endoplasmic reticulum membrane network; ribonucleoprotein complex. Gene Ontology annotation, molecular function: mRNA binding. The record is from RefSeq and is a predicted model, not a curated record. Gene Ontology annotation, biological process: intracellular mRNA localization.
AUGUCUGGUAGAUACAAUAUUAAGAAGCCUGAUUCUUCAGUUAGGGACAAAAAAUUAGAGACUUUGUAUGCCCAAGUGAAAAAGUUUGAUCAAGAAUUGGACUCUGUAAGAAAGCAAAUUGAUGGUAAUAAAGUUUCUGAUCAAACUCAAAAUGCUACGCAAAAACUUCGUGAUCAAUUGAAGGAGAUCAGGAAGACUCAGUCUGAUUUAAAGGGUAGAAGACAACAGAUUCACGAUAAAAUAAAGCAAUUAGAAGAGCAAGUCAGGCGCCAAAAUACCGAGGUUGAUGAGAAACUUGGCAAGAAGACUCGCUACCAGUCCAUUGCUGAAAUCAAACAGCGUUUGGAACAGAUCGACGAAGAGAUGUCAUCCGGUGAUCUAUCUCUGGUUGAAGAGAAGGUCUGUGUUAAGGAAAUGCAGUCUUUGAACAAGUUGAUCAGGGACAUGCAACAGGUUGAGCCAAUCAAGAAGUCCAUUAGUGAUGACAAGAACACAAUUGCUGAAUUGAAGCAAGAGUUGGGCACAUUGAAUGCUAGUGAGAUUUCUGCUCAGUACGAGUCCAUCCAAGCAGAGCUCAACAAGAUGCAGUCUAAGAACCAGGUUAUUCACGAUCAAAAGUCCAAGCUUUUUGUGAAGAAGGCUGCGAUAAUGAGCAAGCGUGACGAGAUCUACUCUCAGAUAAAGAAGGUUAAGGCCGACUUCGGUAAUGAGCUAAAGACUUUCAGAAAGAAGGUGCAAGAAGAGCGUUUGAAGAGGGAAGAGGAACAGCAAUUGUCCGUUUUGAUGGAGGAUAAAGAGGAGAAGGUUUGCAAGCUGAAGGAGAAGUUGAUCCACGCUAAGAAGCCUGCCUUCAUGAACGAGAUCAGCUGUAUUGAAACCGCCUUGUUUGUUUUAGACCCAACCUUUGUCAAGCCAGCCGCCAACAACAUUGAUUUCCCUGGUUCAGAGCCUGUUAAGCCUGUUAAGAAGGUUGAGAACCAAGGUUUGGUGAAGAUCGUCAAGGAAAAGGAAGAUUACUUCCCACCCUCGGCCAAGAGCAAGAAGAACAGAAAGAAGGCCUCAAACGGUACUGCUUCUGGCUCUUCAAGUAAGUUCUCUUUGGAACCAACUCUAAUUGCCAUUUUAGCAGAUUUGGAAGUUCCAGUUCCAAUGAGCAAGGACGAUGUUCCAGCAACUGUGGAACAAUUGAAGAAGAAGUAUGACGAUUUCUUGUCAAGACAAGAAGAACAAACGGAAAAGAACGUUGCCGAGGCUACUGCCCAAUUAGAAAAGUUGGAGUUGGAGUAUGCUGCGAAAGAAAACCAACUCAGAAAGGAAUUGGAAGAGAAAAGGGAACGUGAGGCAGCCGAAGCAGAGACAGCCGGGGAGAAAUAA